AUGCCACUGAAAUGGGUUUUGCAUUGGCAGCCCAAUGCAGGGACGACAGUAAACAGCCAAAUCAUCAACGAAGUGACGCAGUGCGUUGAGAGCAUCAAUGGCGUUAAGGAAGGCAGGUGGAAAGCCACUAUCACCUUCUACAAACCCAUGAUUCGAGAGCAGACUUUAGCAUGGGACUUCCCGCGUGAUUUUCUGGGGAUUGCGCUGCCGGAGCAACCGAAUAAGUACUACCUUAUAAUCCGAUUGCAGCGCAUAGUUCUUGAGGCUGAUUCAUCUAUUCAGAUGAUUAUGGAGAAAUUACAGUCUUACAAAUCGAGGCUCUCUCUUAAUUUUGAGGGAUUUCAAUAUCAACUUGGGGACUUCCAAUUGAGAGUGGGGAAAGUUCUUCCCACUCAUUCUGAAAAUUUGAGAGGAAUAGUUAUGGAGGUGGAGUACCUUCCCAUUUCUUCGAUGGAAAAAGCAAGGCAAGUCAUGGAAGACUUUAUGGAUAUAUGGCAACAGGCUUUGUCAAAAAGAUCAUUACCAGGGCACUUCAUGCACAUGGAACCAAACUUUGCUGAGUAUGGCCUUGCAGACCAGUAUACUUCACAACAUACUGCUGUCCAGUAUGCUACUGUUAUGGCUCAACUAAUUGCAACAGUGCAGGCAGUGCAAGCAAGAAAUUAG
Messenger RNA from Prunus armeniaca (apricot), 666 nucleotides. The record is from the annotation of a GenBank genome assembly. NCBI's taxonomy places the organism in Eukaryota, Viridiplantae, Streptophyta, Magnoliopsida, Rosales, Rosaceae.